Molecule: messenger RNA, 1662 nt
Organism: Aspergillus fijiensis CBS 313.89
Lineage: Eukaryota; Fungi; Ascomycota; Eurotiomycetes; Eurotiales; Aspergillaceae
Gene: mmm1
Product: ERMES complex subunit MMM1
Exons: 3
Coding region: 62-1531 (489 amino acids)
Biological process (GO): phospholipid transport; mitochondrion organization
Cellular component (GO): endoplasmic reticulum; ERMES complex
Molecular function (GO): lipid binding
Source: RefSeq, a predicted model, not a curated record
AGUUCCCAGCAGCAGUGGCAAUGGCUAAUGGGUAGCAUCUCAAAGGCGACAGUGUGCUCUAAUGAUGUGUUACCAACAAGCCGAGCCCGUCCCGGCGCAAUCCUCCCUAUCUUUCACACAGGGAUUCUUGCUCGGGCAGUUAUCCGUGGUCUUACUGAUCGGCGCCUUCAUCAAAUUCUUCAUUUUCGGCGAAGCACCACCACCACCCUCGCGCGGGCUCUCGCACCGAACCUCCACCCACCGGCGGUCGAAUUCGAUCUACAACCUUGGCCCGAAUGAGACCAACUCGACCAACUCGCGAUCGCUCCGGGAGAAACCGUCGAAUUCGAACGUCCUCCGCCCGGUCCCUUCCUCGUCGACCAACACGCAGUCGAUCCUCCGCAAAACCUACUACAGUUCCAUCCCCCCGAACCUCACCUCCAAGCAUGGCCGGCACCGGAUCCACCACUCCUCCCACCAGCCCGAGUCCCUGGACUGGUUCAACGUGCUGAUCGCGCAGACGAUCGCGCAGUACCGACAGACGGCAUACCUGCUGAAGGACUCGCCGACCUCCUCGAUCCUGAGCUCGCUCAACGCCGCCCUGAACAACCCGGAGAAGAAGCCCUCGUUCAUCGACAAGAUCGCGGUGACGGACAUCUCCCUUGGGGAGGAGUUCCCGAUCUUCAGCAACUGCCGCAUCAUCGCGGUCGAUGACCCGAACUCCGACGGCGGCCGCCUGCAGGCGCUGAUGGACGUCGACCUGAGCGACGACAACCUCUCCAUCGCGGUCGAAACGUCGCUGUUGCUCAACUACCCCAAGCCCUGCUCCGCCAUCCUGCCGGUGGCACUUUCGGUCUCGGUGGUUCGCUUCUCGGGCACUCUGUGCAUCUCGCUGGUCCCCGCCUCCACGGAACCUCUCCAUACUCCCACCCCGUCCCCGUCGCCGCCCACGGCCGAUGGAACCAAGAACCCUUCCGGGGAAGGUGCUCCACCGCCUUCCGUCGCCGUUGAGGAGGAGGGAGCCGAUGCCUCGUCCCUUCCGAAGACGGGCACCCCGAAAAGCAACGUGGCCUUCUCCUUCCUCCCGGACUACCGUCUCGAUCUGUCGGUCCGGUCGCUGAUCGGCUCCCGGAGUCGUCUCCAGGAUGUCCCCAAGGUCGCUCAGCUGGUGGAGGCCCGGGUGCAUGCGUGGUUCGAGGAGCGCGUGGUCGAGCCCCGGGUGCAGGUGGUGGGGCUGCCGGAUCUGUGGCCGCGCAUGGGCCGAACGGGGGUCCGGACGGGCGAGGAGGCCGAGACGGCGUCGAACGGCGCGUCCCGCGGAGGGGGCGGCGGCGGCGGCGCCUGCGCCAUGUCGGAUCACUUGAGUGCGCAUGAGACGGAGGGACUGCGGUUCCGGGGUGGGCUGGCGUCGCGGCCGCAGUUCGACAGCGUGUCGCGGACUUCCAGCUACAACGUGGAGACGGGGGACCUGCGGCCGCCGAGUAUGGUGCGGGAGGAGAGUUCGGGGGGGUUGAGUGAUCUGCACAUGCCAGGGUCAUUGGGGGGGCAAUAGUUUGGUGUAUUUAGUAGUUGACGAUCGACUCGACCUCAGGAUAACGAUGCUGUCUAUCCUCUAGGGAACAAUCGCAUUUAGCGAGUGAUGACUUAAAAGAUAACAAUGAGAAGAAUAAGAAUCAACUUGGG